Molecule: messenger RNA, 1512 nt
Organism: Acaulospora morrowiae
Lineage: Eukaryota; Fungi; Glomeromycota; Glomeromycetes; Diversisporales; Acaulosporaceae
Source: the annotation of a GenBank genome assembly
AUGCACUUUCUACAACUUCCAGAAUGUCUCGAAGGUGUCUUCAAACACUUGGACAACAAAUCCUUAUACCAAUGUCUCUUCGUUAAUCGUUUCUGGUCUCAAAAUGUGGUUCCUUUUUUCUGGUUUAAUCCUUUCUUAAAUUACAGCCAUUUCACCGAAGCUAGCUACAUUGAUAUCAUUGAAACUUACAUAUCAUGUCUUCCCAAAAAAACACGGGGUCAACUGUUUGUCAACCUUGAACCAGUUGUACUUACAACACCUUCGUUCAACUAUCCGUCUUACUUGCGUCACCUUGAAUUCACGAUAAUUUACAAGUUAAUUAUGAGAUGGACAACAAGGAGAUUCAAGUUUAACAACAAAACCAAUUAUGAUCUUGAAAAUCAAAUCUUCCGAGAAAUUUGGAAUAUGUUAUUGAGUAGCUGUCCGUCAUUCAAGAGUCUUGUGUUGAUAUCAUUGGAUUAUGGUGGAUUUAACGAGAUACUCCACGAUCCGCAUGUCCUAUUCACCUCAACGAAUUGCACCCGAGGACUAUUUGAAAAACUUGAUCUAUUUCACUCUUAUUGCAUGCCCUCAGAAAUAAUUAAUUGCUUCGCUCAAAUUUCCACACAGACUACAAAAAUGAGAAUUACCAAUUCGGAUAUGAAUCCUGGGAUGGAUGCCCUCAUACGAUCUCAGAAGAAUCUUAAAACUGUGGCUUUGAUCAAUUGUUCUAAUUUAUCAAAGGUCUUACAGAUCUUACAUGAGAAUCACUCUUCGAACUUGAUAGAACUAACAAUCAAAGAGAAAGAGUUCGACCCGACGUGGAAUGAAGUCGGACCUGUUAUAUCUUUAGAAAAUCUUCAGAUCCUAACCCUAAAUUCUUCGGCUAUCGUAUUUUCAAAACAGGUCUUGGAAAAGUUUUUAUUCACCACCUACAAAAAUCUCACGGUCUUGGAUGUCGAAAUACAUUCCCCACACAUAAGUCAAUUAGUUACCCUACUUCAGAACACUAACAAUAAACUCGUCUAUUUACGUCUUCUCUGGUAUUAUCAUAAGGAUCCAGAGAACAUCAUGUUGUUGACUAAAACAGUAAUACAAUGUUGUAUCAAUUUAACAUUACUCACAUUUAAAUUAUCAAAAGAAACAAUUCAUCUGCUACCCACAAUCCUAGGAUCAUUAAUUUUAUUAACGGAAGCUUCUUUUUACAAUGCCUCAAGUGAUGCCUCCCAUAUAUACAAUCUUGAAGAGUUAUUGCCAGAAUGUGGAAAGGUAUUACACUGGCCGUUGAAAUAUUUAGGAUUACUUCUCCCUUGGACUAUUACCGCCGAAGCGUUAGAAAUUUUUUUCAAAAAUGCGGAAGCGAACAUGAUCAAAGAAUUUUAUUUGUACACGGAUUCUUUGGAUAGUGGGAAUGUUUCAAAAGAGCACCAGGACAUCCUGGACAUGUACGCAAGUAAAGGUGUGGGUGCAUAUAUUGCGGCGAGGGCUAAUGUAAAACCAGAGAAUGAGCACGCUUAUGACAUCAAGAUGUAA